Hylaeus anthracinus is the source of this 8054-nucleotide messenger RNA. It is a transcript of the gene Syt1, whose product is annotated as synaptotagmin 1. The coding region runs from base 2475 to 3782 and encodes 435 amino acids. The transcript has 9 exons. Gene Ontology annotation, cellular component: dense core granule; synaptic vesicle membrane; axon. Gene Ontology annotation, molecular function: syntaxin binding; calcium ion binding; calcium-dependent phospholipid binding. Lineage: Eukaryota; Metazoa; Arthropoda; Insecta; Hymenoptera; Colletidae. The record is from RefSeq and is a predicted model, not a curated record. Gene Ontology annotation, biological process: regulation of calcium ion-dependent exocytosis; regulation of dopamine secretion; cellular response to calcium ion.
CAUUCUUUUUAUUAAAUAUAUAUAAAAAAUAUGUGUAUAAGUUACAAUGUUAUGUGUAAAGCUGAAAUCAUAUACGGUGAGUUACAUCGAGUUCUGAUUCGGUAUGUCGAUAGAAAACGUUUAAAUGCUAGAGCAUACUCUCUCCGUUUCCACCCUUAUUGUAUACAAUAACUCCCGUUCGCUUUCCCAGAAAAGAAAAAGUUUUCCCGCAACAACCAUUGCGGAGUUUACCUUGGUAAAUCAGUACGUUUCGUUAUGUGAGAGAGGACUAACAUCGAGCGAGUGACUCAUUCAAACAGGAACAAUUUGUUUGAAAUAUUUCCCUUACUUUGGACCAUGUCAGAAUUAGUAUUUAUACCCUCAUUGUUCGUGUGUGUAUCCCUUAUUUAAACAUGCAUUAACGACACAUAUAAUUCAUGGAAGUUCUAACGACAGUAUCUCGAACGUAUCUGCGAUUCACCUAUGAUUUUCUUGGUAACUAUAUAACCCUAUCCACAUACGUAUAUACACAUGUACAAAUUUAUAUUGCUGUUUUGCAAACUUAACCGAUUACACUCCACAUACAAAUUGCUUUAACGAGUUGUGCCACAACGAUUCACUCCCAUGACACGAAGAUUCGCGACGAACGUUGGCUAACUCUUGGCUUUUCUUUUUUAUAAUAAAUAUAGUCAUUUGGCGAUACCAAAUGUAACGAUGUCCAGUGCCAUUUGACACGUGGUACAAAUUUCACACAUAUCGGAUUACAGGCGUAAGUAUGUGCAAUUCAGUUUUUUCUUUUUUUCACUUACACUAGAGGAUUCUUUAAACGCGUUAAAUUCGUUAAAUAAUUCAUGUCCGUGAGGAAGCGCGUAGAACUGCGUCGUGUGUACACAUAUAUUACGUUUAGUAUUAAAUUGGACAGAUAUUGCAGUCUUGUUUGUAGCGAUUUGCUAUGAAAUGUAUACUGUCGUUUCUCUCUCUCUCUCUCUCUCUCUCUCUCUCUCUCUCUCUCUUUCUCUCAUAAAUGCAAAGCAACUUCUUUCGUACAAAUAGCAAACGCAAACUCUUUAUACAAAUUGAUCGUUUUACCCGCAAUUCGAUAUUGCAAAUCUUAUACUACAAACUGUACACAAUUUGAUUAACUGCAGCCUUUAUAUACAGACCUAAUUUAUUUGUGUGCUUUCUUUCAUUAUUUUUGUAUUUACCGUAGGUCGCGCGAGUAUUCGAAAGCUUGCAAUCGAAACGUUUCAAUUAACAAAAUGUAUCAAUUGUAAACGUAAUAAUAAUUUACUGUAAACAAAAAUUUUGUUGAUAUAAUUCUGAUGAUAGUGUGAUUGAUAUAUCUCGUUUAUUAAAGUAUUUCGUUGCACUUUUCGAAUACUAUCGCGAUCAACUGUAUAUUACAACGUGCGUGUUACACUAUAUACAAUUGAAACUUAACUUAUACGUGUAAAUGGCAGCUUUACAAGUCAUGUAUAAAACUCUAUACACACAUAAUGCAUUCUGGCAUUGCACGUGAAUAAAUUCGACGCAGACGUCUUUACGUUACCCUGAAUGGAUUAUUUGUAACCCAUGCUAUUCUCACUGUGUACAAUGUUUACCGUCAACCAACGCCAGUUGUACCUGACAGAUGUAAACAGUAAGGGAAAACAGUCGCUUUCAAGCUCGCGAAGAGCUCGAACGUUCUUCGAACGACCGUACGUCUUUAAUUAACUAUUAUUUUGCAACAAAGUAUCUGAAUCCACGAUCGCUACACAACUGCACGUGUACUGCUUGUGACGAUAUAUGUACGUACAUAUGUUUCUUUAGUACUUUUAAGAUACAUUGUGCAUAUUAUUGAUUAUAUCAGAAAUGUUGUUCAUUUCGAUAAAUACGCUAAAAGAUUCCACUCGGGAAUGUAACACGACGACGAGUCAAAUUGAAGUUUACGUAUUAUAAGAUAUGAUAUAAGUCUUUUGGGAUGUAGCUUCUCUUUCUUUUCUUCACUCGUUACACCGUUUCUUAUAACAAAAUAUUCUGAGUCGUUACACUAGCGAAAUGUAAAUAUUGCUGUUACAAAUGUAUCCAUUCAGAAAAGUCUAUAAAAGUGAGAAUACGUCUAAAAAUGACGAUCUUAAAUAAUUCGAUCUACUCUAGUUUUGUGUUCUUGAAAAUAUGCCAUCGAAGAAAUAGAAACCGAUCAACUAAUAAUGGAAAAUACGUUGCUACGUUAAAUAGGAAAAUAUUGCUCAGGAAUCAUUUCGAGUGAAAUUUUUCGUAUGUUUCGCUAAACGCGAGCACCGCGUGGAGCGGUCUAUUAUUAAAAUAAUUUUUAUGCGUGUAUGCGACAAGCUUGGAAAUUCGAUGAGAUCAAUGACGAUUUGUCAAAUGUACACAAGUAACAAAAAUAGCCUUUACAGCAAUUGUUUACUUUUAUAGAUAUCGGAACAUUGGCAUGAGUAGAACUCCAAAAGAAGAGGAAAUUUCAUGGCUACGCGAUCUCUGUUGACGUAAAAAUGAAAAUGCCUGCCAUCAAGAGGGAAGCAGAGAAGGUGCCGGAAGAGCUGCCGACGGAGAACAUCAUCGAGUCGACGGUAAACAACUUACUGGUCACAGACAUGGAAGUAAAAGAAGGGACAGAUUCGGAGGUGGUCACCGAAAGUGCAGGGAAAACCUUCGAAACCAAAAUGGAGGACCUCGGGAAGGAACUCGCGGAAGAAAUGGGAAUACCUACAUGGGGCCUCGUUACAAUUCUAAUAGCCGUAGGCGUAGUAGUUCUCGGAAUCUGCUUCUGCUGCAUAAGAAGAUGCUGUCGCAAAAGACGUUCCAAGGACGGGAAGAAGGGGUUGAAGGGCGCGGUGGACCUCAAGUCCGUGCAGCUACUGGGCAGCACGUACAAGGACAAGGUUCAGCCUGAUAUGGAAGAGCUGACGGACAACGCCGAGGAACCAGACGAAGCGGAGAGCAAGCAGAGCGAGGUGAAACUCGGCAAGCUUCAAUACAAGCUGGAAUACGACUUCAACACGAACAGCCUGGCGGUGACAGUGAUACAAGCGGAAGAACUGCCAGCCCUGGACAUGGGUGGCACGUCCGAUCCCUACGUGAAGGUCUACCUGCUGCCCGACAAAAAGAAGAAGUUCGAAACAAAAGUGCACAGGAAAACGCUCAAUCCCGCCUUCAACGAGACUUUCACGUUCAAGAACGUUCCCUACGCGGACGCCAUGAACAAGACGCUCGUCUUCGCCAUCUUCGACUUCGACAGAUUCUCGAAACACGAUCAAAUCGGCGAGGUGAAGGUGCCUCUGUGCCAAGUAGAUUUGGCUCAGACGAUCGAGGAGUGGAGGGAGCUGCAGAGCGUCGAGGGCGAGGGUGGCCAGGACAACAAAUUAGGCGACAUUUGCUUCUCGCUCCGCUACGUGCCCACGGCUGGUAAAUUGACUGUGGUGAUCCUGGAGGCGAAGAACCUGAAGAAGAUGGACGUCGGCGGCCUGUCGGAUCCGUACGUCAAGAUCGCUCUGAUGCAGAACGGAAAGAGGUUGAAGAAGAAGAAAACGUCCAUCAAGAAGUGCACUCUUAAUCCGUAUUACAACGAAUCGUUCACGUUUGAGGUACCCUUCGAGCAGAUACAGAAAGUGCAAUUGGUUGUCACGGUAGUCGACUACGAUCGUAUCGGCACCUCAGAACCCAUUGGGAAGGUCGUCUUGGGGUACAACGCGAGUGGAACAGAACUGAGACACUGGUCCGACAUGUUGGCAUCCCCGAGACGUCCUAUUGCUCAAUGGCACACGCUUAAGGACCCCGAGGACGGCGACAAGAAGGACUAAAGAGGGUUGUUCGGUAUGUCCAAUGUUAAGGUAAUGCACACCAAAGGUUCUAAGCAUAUACGACAAAUGUACAGAAGCGGUUACUUUCGUUUCGUUCGGUUACGUUCGCUUUCGCCCUACCCCUCCACUCGACAAACUAUAUAUAUUUUCCAACGAUAUCCGUGGACGAUGCACCGUAAACGAAGCAGGAUUUUCUCUGGACAAAAGAAAGGAGCGAAAGAGGUGGACGAACAAAAAAAAAAAAAACAAACAAACAAGAAAAGAUUAAGAAAUACAAAGGAAAACAGAAAAAAAAACGGAAGCAACGAUCUCCCCACGGGUGAAAACCGAUCGUUUAUUCACAGGAAUAAUCGUGCAUGAAAACGAGAGAAACAGUGAGCAAGUGCGAGAGAGCGAGAGCGAGAGAGAAAGAGAGAGAGCGAGAGAGAGAGAGAGCGAGAGUGUGCGAGAAAGAGCGAGUAAAUAUGAAAAGAGAAAAGAAAAUAAAUACUUAGUAGAUAUUAAUAAUCUAUUAUUAACUAAAUAACAAUAAAAUACCACCAAGAAGAUUUUAGUAUUAACAAAUAUGUUCUCGUGGAGUGUAGCGUCUUGUAUAUACGUAUAUCUACUAUACUUCUCCCUGUAGAUGUAACAUUGAAUGAAACUUCAACCGAGAAGCGUCCUCUUCGAGGUAUCUCGAUGAAGGCAUUGAAUAUUUGCAAAACGAAAAAAAAAAAAAAUAGAAAAUGAAGAAAAAUAAACACGUGUUUCGACUUCCAAAUACGAUUAAUCUGGACAGAAGCUCCGGUAGCAUGUUUCCUUUUGUCGUUUAAUCGGAAACACGUUUGAUAAGGUGUUUAUAAGGAAUACUAACGCUAUUGAUCUUAUUAGAAGUUAUAUAUUUAUACAUAUGCAUAUACUAUAUAUUUUAUGUAUAUAGUAUAUAAAACAUAUAUAGAUAUAUAAUGUAUACGAUUGUAGAUUGUGUCUUGAAUUGCGUGGGUAGUUGUGUAAUUUUUUUCGGGAAUACGUUUAGCGACAUUUGUACAGAUUGAUAUAGUCGUGUUCGUGCAAAGAUGAUAUAAUUAAUUAUAGCGACGGCGAGUACAUUGUAAACGGUGCACGUAAUGGUUACGAAGCGAAGACGUUCGUUGUCGUUUAAUUGCGGAAAUUACCUAGCCCAAUGCUCCUCAAACUGGGAGCGCUAUCGGAAAUAACAAAAAUGCUUCUUGCGAUACUUUAUUCCAACUAAACGAACGUCCAUUAACGAAUUUUCAGUUGUCUCCUAACAAAAACAUCAAGGACACUGAAAACCUUAAUCCUCGAAAGCUUGAAACCCAAAGAUUCUAUUAAUUAGCUCGUUCACCAUGAGAUUUCAUCGAUAUACUCUAUUAAAAAACAAAAUAUACGAAUCUGUUACAAAAGUCACAUUCGUGUGCAUUACUUUAAACGACAGUUCAAAUGAAAAAAAUAUAUAAAACUGUAUCGCGCUUUCUAGAAGACAUAUUAUUUCUUUUUAAAAUCAGUACCAAGAAAACAAUUCGAAUCCACUCUAGGUUUGAGGGACAGUGAUCUAGCCGACGAUUUCUAUUAUUUGUUUCACGCGACUAAAACGAGCUUUCCCGCUUCCUUUUUCACGUUCAAUCGAAGUAACGACAUUUUUAUUUCCUGUGCAAAGAGGCAAUGCUUUUGAUCGCGAUAUCUUCGUACAGUAACGACUUUAGACUAUGCGCUACCUGUACAGGGAACUUCGUUGAUCGAAACGAACGAAAAGCGCGGUAACCUCGGAACCCCUAUCCGCGUGAAACGGUAAACAAAUGAAACGUUCCUCUGCGGUUUCACUCACAAACCUCCACGGAGGUUUUUGUUAUAACAGCAUCCCUCGAUUAUAAUGUUUUUUACUAGUAUCACUUCGUUAGUCUACUCGUCUUAUCGGUGAAACUGUUAUAAUCGACGGAUACGCGUACGGUGGUUCGUUCGUGAAUGAAGCUCCAAGACGACGGAGCAUGUAGCACGUUUCGAUUGGCGAGUUCUCGUGAUCGAAGACAGGGAUUCUUUGACGAAAUCGAACACCGUCGUUCGAUUUUUCCAAACUCCGUGUCUUCGUCGAAACACUAUACAUACGCGUGUACGUGCAACUGUAAACAUAUUCGUAUAUAUACAAUAUAUGUAUUAUAUAUAUAUAUUUACCACGUGUUAUAUAUGCAGAUACUGUUAUUGUUUUUAAAAGGAAAAAAAAGACGUAACGGGCCUACCGAUUGUAUAACUUGCGUUAUCGUUUCGUUGAUCUAUUUCUUGAAACAUGGACAUAAAGAAGGAAAAUAUGGAGUAACGACAUGGGGUGGUUCUCUAUGUAUCUCUGAGAAUUGAAGAUUCGAUGUGAAAACGCUAUAUAUAUUAAAUCAAUUACGAACGUCCCGAGAUCUACAAGGCAUUAUAUAUAUGUAUACAUAUAUUAUAUACUAUAUAUGUAUCCUUCGAGAAAUGAUUAAGGAAAAAAAGAAUCGAUUGUUAGAGAAACUGACUUUAUACAGUAUUAACUGAGUUUGACUGCUGUAAAAAAAAAAAAAAAAAACUUCAUAUAUUUUAUUGCAUCGUUGACCUUGAAGCUUCGAAUUCGACUGAAAGAGACAAAAGAAAACGGGUCGAUUGGUACAAUAAAAGUAGCGUUUUUUGCGUGAUACGUGUUCUAAGCUAAGAAAUAAAAGCACGUUAUUAGAAGUCCCAUCGACACCCUCCCAGCCCCUUCUUUAACCCUAAAGAGAACUUCCUUCGACGCCACCGAUCACCGUUUCCGGUCAGUCCAAGUCGACAAGCUAACCAGAGAGUUCGUCGCUAAAGAACCCAUGUAAACGGGUCGUUAACGCUUCUUCGAGUUCUCAUUGCCCAACCCUCGCCCUACUCGUCGCCGAACAACGCAUAGAGACUUUGUAAAUAUCACGUCGUGAAUAUUUCGGAGACUCCGGUUCUUGAUGACUGCAUGUAUACAUAUGUCCAUUCGAACUUCAUCGUAAGCACUAGGACUAUUAAUUCUCAUUCGGUUCGAUCUUUCUCUACUUGGUUUGCCCCCUACCCAGCGUAGCACGCGUGCACAGUGGCGCGUUGUCCUAAUCUGUCAAGAAUCCUCAGCAUCUUUCAAAAUUGAAUAUCCCAGCAAAAUCAAAAUCUCAUUUCACCUACUCUUCGACUAAUUCAAAUAAAUACGUAUUCAAAAAGGUUCCCUAAUUUUUGCACAACCUCCUCUAAGAUCCACCCCAUUUUUCGGGUCCCAUGAACGCGCCACUGCGUGUGCACUACGCGAUCCAGUUAAAAAAAAAAAAAUUGCACGCGAUCGAGUUGUAAUAAUCAUGUAACGAUAUCACUACUGAUAACAGGAUUAGUAAUAACGUUAAUUACACGUAAACAGUAAACGUAUCGUGAAGAGUGUCAGAUGUAUUCAAGAGUUUGGUGAUGUGCUUAUGAUUUCUAGCUUCUUAUCGUAGUGACGAUCAUGCGCGUACGAGUUCUGAUAUGAGCCGUGUAAGAUAAGAAAAGAAAACACGAUGAUGGAUGUUAAUCUAAAAGGGUAUCCUAGACGAAGGACACGGAUCCUUUCCUUGCAUAUUUCCCAGAAUCUCGAAGCUAAUCCAGUGAUAUAUUCGCCUGUAUAUCUGUUACCAUUGUACGAACUACGCUACAAAGACCCGAAUAUCGAUUGUUACCGAUUACCUCUAACAUAAGCAUAAGCAAGCGAUGCUCGAAGCACAGAGGCGACGACCGUUUCCGCUUGUGAUGAUCGAUCGUCGACCGCGCUUCGAGGAGCACGUGCUUACCCAAAAUAAACAAAAGUAACGUGCACCAACGAUGCUAUCGAAUAAAAUACUUUUCUCGAUUCAGUUGACUCCGUGUUGUAUUUAAAAGAAGAAAAGAAAAAGUAAUAGAAAAUCUUUUGGUUAGAAAUGUACAUAAAUUCGUAAUUAAGGGAUUCGUCUACGUUCGCUCUAAUUUUCGUUUUGCCGCAUGCAUAUCCGCGUAAGUUACUAAUUCCCAUCGAAUACAUAUUCGUUACCUCAACGGUGUGACGUUAAUUUAAGCUUACAGUAACGUUCGUUACAUUAAAAUUAACCUAAACGUAGCAUUAAUUUUAUACCGCGGGGAAACGAAACGGGGAUCAAGAUGAUCGCUGAUUUGUCUCUAUUUUCAUUUCGUACCGCUUUAUCGAGCCCUCGAUAAAGGGGAAUCGUUCCAAGACUCCAUGCGAGAACACGAUCGCCGAUCAGAGUAUCUAGUCCGGGAAAAAAGUACGUUAAGUCA